Gymnodraco acuticeps is the source of this 2901-nucleotide messenger RNA. It is a transcript of the gene mpp2b, whose product is annotated as membrane protein, palmitoylated 2b (MAGUK p55 subfamily member 2). Gene Ontology annotation, molecular function: protein binding. Gene Ontology annotation, cellular component: cell-cell junction; plasma membrane. The transcript has 13 exons. Lineage: Eukaryota; Metazoa; Chordata; Actinopteri; Perciformes; Bathydraconidae. The record is from RefSeq and is a predicted model, not a curated record. Bases 379 to 2043 code for a protein of 554 amino acids.
CAAGUCGGUGUAUGUUAUUUCUGCUCUUCACAUCGACGGCAGCUUCAACUUCACACCGGGGUAGCACACAAUAAGACGCAUUUAUCUUAUCAGAUUUACCCGGACACCUUUUGGGAAACAGCAGUAGUUCUAAUUGUCUUUUAAUCAAUGGGGCUAUUUGCGUGAGCACGCUUUUCGGUAAGGUCUCGUGUAAGAUUGUGUGGGUUGGCGCUGUGAAAGUGACUGCAUAGACGUGCUUCUACAACUGCGAGGAGACUGGUGGAGAUUUACCGAGCAUCUAGCUGCAUAUCAGACCGAAGAGGCAUCCGGAUAAAGGUGACCGGGGGCAGUUGACCUAUCCAUUUCUGAGGAGGAUACCGGGAGGAACCAGCUCUGAAAAUGCCCGUGGCGACAUCCAGCUCUGACUCCGCCAUGCAUCAAGCCCUGGACACACUGAGUGACAGCACCAGCUCCACAACGGCCAACGACCUGGACCUCAUCUUCCUCAAAGGCAUCAUGGAGAGCCCAGUGUUUUUAUUCAUUAAAUCCCAGGCCCAUGAGCAGUUUGAGGAACCCAAGCUGGAGGCUGUGAGGGAGAACAACGUGGAGCUGGUGCAGGACAUCCUGAACGAGCUGAACCCGCUCACAGACAGCAGCCAGGCGGUGGACGAGCUGGUCCGCAUCCUGAAGGAGCCUCACUUCCAGUCCCUCCUUGAGACCCAUGAUUCUGUGGCGUCCAAAAACUACGAGACCCCCCCCUCCAGCCCCUGCUCCUUCAUGGACGCAGAGCUCAACAACCAGCCCGUUCCCCCAGACGCCGUCCGGAUGGUGGGCAUCAGAAAAGUGUCUGGCGAGCACCUGGGAGUGACGUUUCGGGUGGAGAGCGGCGAGCUGGUGAUUGCCAGGAUCCUCCACGGCGGCAUGAUCGACCAGCAGGGUCUGCUCCACGUGGGUGACAUCAUCAAGGAGGUGAACGCCAAGGAGGUGGGCAAUGACCCCAAAGUGCUGCAGGAGAUGCUGAAGGAGGCGAGCGGCAGCGUGGUGCUGAAGAUCCUGCCCAGCUACCAGGAGCCACACACACCCAGACAGGCCUUUGUAAAGUGUCACUUUGACUACGACCCAUCCCAUGAUAACCUGAUUCCCUGCAGGGAAGCGGGGCUCGGCUUCAACAGCGGAAACAUUCUGCAGAUUUUCAACCAGGAGGACCUGAACUGGUGGCAGGCCUGCCACAUAGAAGGAGGCAGUGCAGGUCUCAUCCCAAGCCAGCUGCUGGAGGAGAAAAGGAAAGCGUUUGUGAAGAGAGAUCUGGAGCUCACUACCACAGGUCCUCUUUGUGCUGGAAUGGGUGGAAAGAAGAAAAAAAAGAUGAUGUAUUUGACUACCAAAAAUGCAGAAUUCGAUCGACACGAGCUGCGGAUAUAUGAAGAGGUAGCCAAGGUCCCGCCCUUCAGGAGGAAGACUCUGGUUCUGAUUGGUGCACAGGGGGUCGGACGUCGCAGUUUGAAAAACAAGCUGCUGGUGUCAGACCCCCAGCGGUACGGCACCACCAUCCCCUUCACCUGCAGAAAACCAAAGGUGGAUGAGAGGGAUGGCCAGAUGUACUCCUUCAUGACCCGCAGUGAGAUGGAGGCCGACAUCAAAAGUGGUCGUUUCCUGGAGCACGGCGAGUACGACGGGAAUCUGUACGGCACGAAGAUCAACUCCAUACACGAGGUGAUAGACACAGGAAAGAUCUGCAUCCUGGACGUCAACCCACAGGCUCUUAAAGUCCUGCGGACGGCAGAGUUCCUGCCCUAUGUUGUCUUUAUUGAAGCUCCGGAUUUUGAGGUUCUCAAAGCUAUGAAUAAAUCAGCAAUUGAGUCAGGAGUGGUGACGAAACAGUUAACGGACUCUGAGUUGAAGAGGACAGUGGACGAGAGCGAGCGCAUCAAGCGGGCGUACGGACAUUACUUUGACCUCUGCAUCGUGAACGACGGCCUGGAGGCUGCGUUCAGGAGCCUGCGGUCUGCGCUGGAGAAACUGUACACGGAGCAGCAGUGGGUGCCUGUCAACUGGGUCUUCUGAACCAAGAGGUCACCAUCAAGCCACAGGUCAAAGGUCAGAGGACGGUGAGGUAGCUCCAGAGGGGCCGUCUCCAUGCAGUCGAUUGGUGGCGGGGGUCCAAGCGUCAUCGUUCAGUGCAAACGACCAGUAGAGCGUUUUUGUACAAAAGUUAGUGUUCCUCCGUUGAGGCUAAUGUCAAGUUAUACUUUUAUUUGAAAUCAUUUUACUGAUAUUUGUCGAGAAGGAUUUAGAGUUGAUUAGGAGGUUUAGUGCAAUAGUGUGAGUGAGCGUGUGUGUGUGUCUGUUAUCAUAAACGUGGAAAUAGAGUUAGAGUAAAGAAUAUGUUUUGCAGAUUAAUCUACCGAAGGGUUUUUUCGUUGAAGGAUAUAAAACUUUCUAGCCUUUCCUACUUUAUGUAGUGUACUGUUUACAUUGGGUUGGUAGGACAGAUUGGUGACGGAAACAUACCAAAUGUCAUAUUUAUUAUAGACCAUUUGAUGAUACUGUAUGAUUGUAUGUGUUCAGAAAUGUGCUUUAUAUCGUUUGUCUCCACUAAUUUGAAAAAUGAACAGCAAUAGAUUCAAACUAUAACAUAUAUGUGCAAUACAUUUACACACAGACACUGAUGUAUACAUAAACACACGUUGUGUUAAGAUUGCAAUCCUUUUAUCUUUGAAUGUUGAUUACAUUAUACAUUUGUUGUCCUAUGCUGGUAAAGCGUCAGGUUUAUUCGACAGAGAGACGACCCAGCAAAUUGAUUCUGUUGGAGUUUUAUUUGUAGCACUAAGAACAACAAAAAAUGUAAAAGUAGCCUACAGUAUGCACUGAUUGUAUAAUGAAGGCAAAUAUGUUACCUAACAAUACAGGUUGGACAAUUAA